UGGGAGCCGAAAGAGCCGGCUCUUCUUGGUGAGCUGAGCCAAAUGAUCUGGCUCAUUAAAAAGAGCCUGAAUUCCCAUCACUAGUGGACCAGGAUAAUUACUGAAAGCCCUCUAAUGGGGGCAGGGCAUGUGCUGGAUCUGGAGCUGUUAAUGGUCCUGAUUGGGCUGCUCCACUCCCUCCUGUUGAUCCUUCAUUGGCUCAAACCAACAUCAAUCUGUUCACUUCCAGGUCCCUCUCAAGUUUGAAACUUUUUUUUUUUUUUUUUACAAGGAAGGAGGAGGAGGAGGACUCGGGUUACAACUAAAACUCUUGUAACCGAUCUCACAGCAGCAGCAGAAGAGAGAAGAAGAAGAAAAAGAACACACUCUUUGAAUAAUUUACACAUCUGUGUGCCUGAUACACGGUUACAGGAGAAGAAGAGGGAGCAGCGAGGAGGAGGAGGAAAACAAGCUAACAAACAAGCAAACAUGCUGUGAAGAGACUUGUCCCUGCGCUGCCAGGAUGAUGAAGACUUGGGAGAUUUAGUUGAGAUUAACUUUGUCAUCUUUGUUGGCUGACCACUCCUCUGUUGUCCCUCCGCCCGAGGUGAGAAGAGAAAGACUUGACCAUGGACUCCUUCAGCACCAAGAGUUUAGCCCUGCAGGCGCAGAAGAAGCUGAUGAGCAAGAUGGCCACCAAGAGCAUGGCCAACCUCUUCAUCGACGACACCAGCAGCGAAGUGCUGGACGAGUUGUACCGCGUCACCAAGGAGUACACCCGCAACCGCAAAGAGUCCCAGAAGAUCAUCAAGAACUUGAUCAAGAUGGUGGUGAAGCUGGGAGUGCUCUACAGGAACAACCAGUUCAACGGCGAGGAGCUGAUCCUGGUGGACAACUUCAGGAAGAAAGUCCACACUCUGGCCAUGACGGCGGUCAGCUUCCACCAGAUCGAGUUCACCUUUGACCGCCGCGUCAUGAGCGCCAUCUUGAAUGAUUGUCGCGAGCUGCUGCACCAGGCCAUCAAACGCCACCUGACAGCCAAGAGCCACUCGAGAGUCAACCACGUGUUCAAUCACUUCGCCGACUGCGACUUCCUGGCGUCGCUCUACGGGCCCACGGAGGUUUACCGCGGCCACCUGCAGAGGAUCUGCAACGGGGUGAACAAGAUGCUCGACGAGGGGAACCUCUGACCUCCGCUGGCCUUGCCGUCCGGCACCUUUACCUCUGAUCACCCCUCAUCAUGCAAGAUUUCUUUUUGUUUUAAGGUGACAAUCAUGAACAUUUUUCCAUUUGUUGCCUUGUUUGCGUGUGCCUUUCAGCCGUUACUGUAACACUGAAUUUUUUAUCUCGGCUAGUUAAUCCAAAGUCUGUUUCUUCUCCGGUCUGACUUUUUGUUAUUCCACAGUAAACAAAACCCAGCAGAUGUUUUUUUUAAAUGAAUGUAAAACUUCAUGCUCUUAUCAGUAUAUUCAUGGAUAGGAGCCUUGACAACUGUGCCUUGAAAAAAAAACAUUUUUGUCUUCAUUCCAAGGGCACUACGCUCGCUCUCUUACUUAAUCAAAAAGACAAGAAUCCGGCACAGGCCUUCAGUCAUAUCUCUGUGAGGAGCUUUUAAUGGACCAAAAUGGUUUUGGGGCCACCAGGAGAGGACAGAAAGUGAAUUUCCAUCUUUUCCAAAUACCCAAGGAUAAAGAAGUGAUUUUUGUUUGUUUGUGUGUUUUUUCUAAAAGUAGUAUUGCACUCAAUCCUGACCUGAACAAGCGCUGUACUGUACUGUACUUUCCUGCAAUAAUGAAACCAUGUGAAACACGGCGGUUGAGUAAUCCUGCUUAGCCUGCAUUUUACGGCUUUCCCCAUCAUGCACUGAACUCCACUUUGUAUAGAGGGCCAGCAGGCCUUUUGUUUAGGAGGCACCUAUAAACCCAGUUUUGUGUUUUAAUAGUCUGGUUUAUAGCCACCACAACAAAGAUGAAGUGUUUGGGUCAUAGGGGGACCAUAAACGUGAAGGAAUGUGAUUGUGCUGUGUAUUGUUGAAUGUGUUACUCGCUGUACGCUCAUCUGCUCAGAGAAAAAAAAACUCCAACUUUGUGUCUAUAAAUGUCAUAAUCACAGCAGGGGAGCGGCACAAUGUGGCACCAGCCGCAAAGGUUGCUCUGGCAUUUUGUCAGAGAGGAAUAAAGAGCGAUCACAGCAGAACUACUCGUCAUAAUAGAUGUUGGAGCCCAGGGUCAGCCGUGUUUCUGAUUUACCGGCGUUGCCUCAGGUUUAUCCAAAAAAAAGGCACUAAAACUGGUUUGAAUUCUGACAGAUUUGAACUAAAAAGUCUCCCUGUGAGCAGUGAGAUGAAAGGCUGGGCGAAAACCUGCAGCUCGGUGUUUAUGAAAAGGGCCAGGCAGGGUUUAGAGAUUAGAGAGAGACAAACACAGUACCUGAUUGUACUCUCCCACUGCAAUUACAGCUCCCCACUCUGGGGUGGUAUAAUGGCCCGGAGCCUGCCUCCGUCGAGCAGCCACUCCGUUUCAGCCCACCGCAGCCUCAUGUAAUGUGAUGGAGAUAACCAUCUCUGUUUGCGCAAUGCAAGUCCUUUUAAUGGAGUGAGAGAUGUUGUUGUGUUUCUUCCUUAUAUGAAGGAGAAUAUGAAUAGUUACUAUCCCUCCCGAAUCUCACAUAAUAGCUGUCUUUUCCUUUUUGUCUAUGUGUUUUUUGUAUCACUGAGCCUGUCUGGGAGAUUGUUUUGUUCUGCGGCCUCAUUUUGUAUUCUGUGUGUGACAGUGUGUGUGUGUUUGUGUGCGUACCUGUGAGAGAAUUGGAAAUUGAGCCGUGUAAUAAGCGCUGUGCUUUUCCAGAUAGGAUUGCUGAAACUUUAACUUCAUCCACAGCAGCUCUGCCAAAGAAACGAGGACUGAUGUUUCUCCAAAUGGAGUCUUUUUUUUUUCUUUUUUUUUCCAGAGGAACAUUUCAAUAAACAGUAUGCACUUGAUAAUUAUAACGGCAGUGACAAUGAAGACAAAGACGGUGGCUGUUGUGGUUUUGGCCCUUUUUAUUUAGUUCAUUAAUUCUCAGAUGACUUCCCUGAGUAUAUUCACGCUUGUUAGACCCAAUUGACUCUCACUGCAACAUUUUGAAGUAAAUCCUUUUCCCUAAAUCCCCCCCGAAACAGAUGACUUUAAUUGUGUUUGGAUGUCAUUUUCUCCAAUCACUCCACAUCUCAGGGUUAGUUUAAAUCUCCCUUCGGUUUCAAAUCCAUGUCACACUUAAAUCACCACGAACCUCUGCAACAGCCCCACCUAGUCUACUAAAGCACUCAAACUAAGCAUACUUAUCCAUGUUGCAUUUUUACUAUUGUGAAUUGUGAUAUGUUGUUAUUUUCACUCAUGUACAUAUGAUUGUUUUUGUGUCUCUAUAUUGUAUCUAAACACAACGAAUAUAAUACAAUUUACUUUUUUAAAAGAAUAAA
This is a messenger RNA of Sebastes umbrosus (honeycomb rockfish), 3436 nucleotides long. It is a transcript of the gene tnfaip8l1, whose product is annotated as tumor necrosis factor, alpha-induced protein 8-like 1. Bases 609 to 1169 code for a protein of 186 amino acids. Gene Ontology annotation, cellular component: cytoplasm. The record is from RefSeq and is a predicted model, not a curated record. The transcript has 3 exons. Gene Ontology annotation, biological process: regulation of apoptotic process. Lineage: Eukaryota; Metazoa; Chordata; Actinopteri; Perciformes; Sebastidae.